This is a messenger RNA of Manduca sexta (tobacco hornworm), 740 nucleotides long. RefSeq names its product TP53-regulated inhibitor of apoptosis 1-B-like. The transcript is spliced from 2 exons. The record is from RefSeq and is a predicted model, not a curated record. Lineage: Eukaryota; Metazoa; Arthropoda; Insecta; Lepidoptera; Sphingidae. Bases 262 to 510 code for a protein of 82 amino acids.
AUUUUAAAGAGGAUAGCCAUAAUCUCUUUGGCCACAAUCUAAAAAUUGUAUUGAAUUGAUAAGUUUGGAAAAGGUUAUCUUUUUCAUUUUUGAUAACUAAUCGAUUUUAUCUUAUCAUAAUAACAGCCGGUACAUGAAAAUUGGAACUCCGUAAUAUAAAUUACUUAAUAUUAAAGUUUGCACGAAGAUGCAGUUUGUAUUCUAAAUGUAAUAAAAGUCCCAUAUUUGCGUGAUACCGGAAUAGCACCUAAAUAUAAAAAAAUGAACAGCAUUGGAGAAGAAUGCACUGAUUUGAAGAAAAAAUAUGAUGACUGCUUUAACACUUGGUUUUCUGAGAAAUUCUUAAAGGGUGACCAUGAUGAUUCUAUGUGCUCUAGUAUCUUCCGAAUUUAUCAAGAAUGUGUUAAGAAUGCAAUGAAACAACAAAAUAUAGACUUCAAAGAGAUUGAUAAGGAUAUACUGGGCACCGAAAAUGAAUUCAAAGCACCACCACAAGAAGGCACCAGUUGACAGAGUUCAAACUUUAUGUGCUUGUUCAACCCAGUGACAUGCUGGCAAAUCAUGCAUGGAAAUAGUUUUGUUAAACAGGACAAGAUAUUAGAGUUUAGAAGAGACAACAAUGGCAUGAAACAGUGCAAGGAUAUAGAUGAAUGUAAAUAUUAAAUAUAACCUUAUGAAAUCAUUAGGAUUUCACCAUAUAUUUCUGUUGCAAUAAAUAGUACCUGGCAAUUUUGUUGUAA